Molecule: messenger RNA, 5338 nt
Organism: Etheostoma spectabile (orangethroat darter)
Lineage: Eukaryota; Metazoa; Chordata; Actinopteri; Perciformes; Percidae
Gene: loxl2a
Product: lysyl oxidase-like 2a
Exons: 14
Coding region: 193-2424 (743 amino acids)
Biological process (GO): collagen fibril organization; peptidyl-lysine oxidation
Cellular component (GO): membrane
Molecular function (GO): protein-lysine 6-oxidase activity; copper ion binding
Source: RefSeq, a predicted model, not a curated record
GGACGGGAGCGCGCGGCCAGCUGUGAGGGGAGCAGAGGAAAACGGCUGGAGUACUAAAGAGACAAAGAACCGCUGCUUCACAUCUCAUAAUCUCCAAAAAGUUGGAAGCCUCAAAGUCAGCGUGUUAGAAAGUGUCUACUUCUUGUUCUUCGUCUGUCAAAAUCACUGUCUUUUCCUUCCUUGUCCCGCAUAAUGCUGCGCCCAGUUGCUAUCCACUGUCUCUUGUCCACCUUGCUGUGCAUGAUGGCGCAGUGUAAUGCUCAGUCAGCCUCUAGUUCCCCUGUAAUCCAACUACGUCUAGCCGGGGAGAAGCGGAAACACUACGAAGGCCGGGUGGAAGUUUUCUACAAUGGAGAGUGGGGGACAGUGUGCGAUGAUGACUUCUCCAUCACUGCUGCCCAAGUGGUGUGCAGAGAGCUCGGCUUCAUGAAUGCCGAGUCGUGGUCGCCCUCUGCCAAGUACGGAAGAGGAGAAGGCCGGAUCUGGUUAGACAAUCUGCACUGCGCUGGUGGAGAGAAGAGCCUGGCUCAGUGUCACUCCAAUGGCUUUGGAGUGUCGGACUGCAAACAUUCAGAAGAUGUCGGAGUGGUGUGCACCCAAAAGCGCAUUCCAGGCUUCAAGUUCCUCCAGAACCUGGCCAACAACGAUCAGGGUUUAACGGUACAGGUGGAGGAUGUGAGGCUCAGGGCCACUUACUCUCAGAGGAAAAGGAUUCCAAUCACUGAGGGCUUUUUGGAGGUGAAAGAUGGAGGAAAAUGGAGACAGAUCUGCAAUGAGGAGUGGACAGAAAAGAACAGCAGGGUCAUCUGUGGCAUGUACGGCUUCCCUGGAGAGAAACGCUUCAAUGCCCGACCCUACAAAUUGCUGGCCACGCGUCGUAAGAAGAACUUCUGGGGUUUCUCUGUCAACUGCACAGGCAACGAGGCUGACCUGUCCGAUUGUAAGAUGGGUGGAGAGAUAAAGCGAAAGGGCAACAGCACCUGUGAGCAGGGCAUGCCUGUAGUGGUCAGCUGUGUGCCUGGACGGGCCUUUGCUCCCAGUGUCAGCGCCGGCUACAGGAAGGCCUACAGGUUGGAGCAACCCCUGGUGCGUCUUAGAGGCGGAGCAAUGAUUGGUGAGGGGCGAGUGGAGGUGUUGAAGAACGGGGAGUGGGGGACAGUGUGUGACGACAACUGGAACAUUCGAGCUGCCACCGUUGUGUGUCGAGAGCUGGGGUUCGGUACCGCCAAAGAGGCCUUGAGUGGUGCCCGACUAGGACAAGGGAUCGGGCCGGUCCACAUGAACGAGGUGGAGUGCUCUGGGUUUGAAAAGUCACUGACUGAGUGCUACUUCAACCGUGAUGCUGUGGGCUGCAGCCAUGAGGAAGAUGCAGCUGUCAGGUGUAACAUUCCUGCCAUGGGCUUCAACAAAAGACUCCGGUUAAAUGGCGGCCGUAAUCCUUAUGAGGGUCGUGUGGAGGUUCUGGCAGAGAAGAAUGGCUCUCUGGUGUGGGGCACAGUGUGCAGUGACAGCUGGGGGACCAUGGAGGCCAUGGUAGUGUGCAGACAGCUGGGCUUGGGCUUUGCUAGUCAUGCUUUCCAGGAAACAUGGUACUGGCAAGGAGAUACCUCGGCUGAUGCUGUUGUGAUGAGUGGAGUGAGAUGUUCAGGAACUGAGAUAACUCUGGAUCAGUGUCUACAUCACGGGAAACACAUUCUCUGUCCCAAAGGCGGUGGACGCUUCGCUGCGGGGGUCUCCUGUACUCAGGCGGCCCCAGACCUGGUCCUUAGUGCCCAGGCUGUGGAGCAGACCACCUACCUGGAGGACAGACCCAUGUACGCGCUGCAGUGUGCCCAUGAGGAGCGCUGUCUGUCCAGCAGUGCUGACAAAGCCGACCCCAGCUCCUACCGCCGCCUUCUCCGCUUCUCUUCCCGGAUCCACAACAAUGGCCAGUCAGACUUCAGGCCACGGGCCGCACACCACUCCUGGAUUUGGCACGAGUGUCACAGACAUUACCACAGUAUGGAGGUUUUCACCCACUAUGACUUGCUGACUCUAAACGGCACUAAAGUGGCAGAGGGACACAAAGCCAGCUUCUGUUUGGAGGACACUUACUGUGACGAGGGUAUCCAGAAGAGGUAUGAAUGUGCAAACUUUGGGGCACAAGGCAUCACAGUUGGCUGCUGGGAUACCUACAGGCACGACAUUGACUGUCAGUGGAUUGACAUUACAGAUUUGAAGCCUGGCGACUACAUCUUCCAGGUUGUGAUAAACCCCAACUAUGAGGUUGCAGAAUCAGAUUACACCAACAACAUUAUGAGGUGCCGCUCCCGGUACGAUGGACAGCGGAUAUGGACAUACAACUGUUAUAUAGGUGGCUCACGGAGUACAGAAACAGAGGAAACGUUCCCUGGACUGCUGACCAACCAGCUUUCACACUGGUAGACCAAAGAUGACUACAGACGGAUGGACAUUAGUGAAGCGUAUGUUGAUAUUUGACAACCACUAGAGGGAGCUGUACUCUUUACUUGGAGCCAUGCUGGAUUGUUGUUGGGUUCCGGGCUCAACUGGUACAACGGACAAUGAGUCAAUGGGAAAAUGAACCGCUUGCUUUCUAAAUCUUUUAACCACAUUCAGCUGUACAAAAUGUCCUUAUCUUUUAGUUUCUUAGUGCCUUUAUUGUCAGUAAAAUGUCGUUUUUGACCUGGUGCUUACUGGGAGUGACUUCAGGGAGGGCUGCAGACACAUAACUUAUUAAAUUAACUGUGCCAACAAAGAUUUCAAGAGAAUUAGGAAUAGCCUCAAAACAAGGCUGCGGUCGAAUAGUAAAAAUAAAAAUUACGUCUUUUCCCAACUGCUCUUCCUUGACCUCAAUGCAAAACGUCAUGAGGUCAAGGCAAGAUGUGAAGACAACUGCGGUGUUUAGAGAAUCCAACAGUACACUAGGCUAUGUCAUCAUGCCACGGUGGAUGUUUUAACGUGGGUUGGCUGUGGUGACAUUACAGUGUUUCAAAGAUGACUACUUAUAGUUCAUCUAAGAAACUUUAAUUGUGCGUUUUCACUUGUUUUAUGCAGGUUUUCUAAACGUGGAAAACCCAGAAAAAAAUAUUACUUCAUUACCAAGGUUGGAAUUGAAAUAGAAAAAGGAAUACCAGUUACAAAAGUAAAACAAAAUGGUUUUCACAUUGAAAACAGUUGCUCACCCUCCUGUCCGCUGUUAUUUUAUAGACAUGAAUCCCAAUUAGUAGAAUAGUAUGAAAAUAAUUGCUGAAUUAGAAAAAAAAGUUAAAUAGAUCUAAAUGUAAGAUAUGCACAUUGAUAGUUUUUGUGCAGGGCCGAAUGGUGCGUUGCUUUACAUGUUGCUGUCAUAAGGAAUUGUGGGACAUCAUUAUUUAUUUUCCUUUUGUAAAGGAUGGUUCAGUGUACCCUAUGCUAAAGGAGAUAAGAAAGGAAGCAUCCAUCUUUAGCAUUUAGAGAAUUCGACCAGCUCUUAUCACAGCUGCCACUUACAUACUUCUGGGUCACUUCACUCAGUUAAGAACCUUCCUAAAGCCUACACAUGAUAACCGGUUUGCUCACUGCCCACCGCUAGGUUAGACUGGAAAUCCAGACCUAAAUCCAAAAGAUUAAGGGUCUGGCGUUGAGUAAUCAAAGUCGCCCAUCUCGAUGGGCAGAACCAAGCGUACAUUUGAAAAUCUCACUGCACGCAAUUGGUUAACACUACGACCAAUCACACCACGCGGGGUGACGUAUCCAGAACCCCAUACACUUAGCUACUGUAGUCAUCUGUUUAGCUCACCUCUGGCCCAUCUAUAUCAGAUACACCGAUGUGAUUGGUGCAGCUCGGCUACAAGGGUAUAGUUAAUGAGCAGUAUUACUCGAUGCCAGAGUAACUCGCUGAGCAAAUUCAAAUUGUGCUCUCACGAGAACUCUGGAUUUCCAGGGUAUUGCUAGUAAGGACGCAGAGUAAAGCGCAGGUUUACAUCAAGAGUGGCAACUGGCAACAAAGCUAUUUCCUGUUACUAGUUAAUAGCAAGUUUGUUAAUAUGUUAUGCUUAUACACAAACCUUGUAAUCCCAUCUGACUGCUGACAUUACGCCAUGUGUAAGUUUUCUUAACGAGCUCGAGAUACAUCAUCUUUAAAAAGGUGUUGUACAGUUCAGGGAACUCCGAGACACACAGGAUGAGCUUUUCUUUGUUUUGCCGGUAUAUGUAUGUCUCUUCUGGCUAAGUCACGUACAGCUGUUGUCACAUUGGUUGCGCUUUCGAUCAGGUCAGAGGCAUCUAGGUCAAAGUUGAAAUAAUUUGAACUUUGAGCGCAGCACGGAAAAUCCGAUCGGUGUGCGACGCCAGGGAUAGCACAGCACAUGGUUGUGCGGCACCGCUCUUCCCAUAGGAACUCAACGGAACGGCUAGCACAGCGGUUUAUCAAAAAACACUAUUCAAUCGCAGCCCAAAAUCCAUGAGAUGAGACCUUCACCCUUAUAUUGUGUUUGCUUGGGAGAGAUCACCACGUCUACUGCUUAACCUGGUGCUACAACUGAAUAUUGCACUGAUGUUUCCCCCAAAACAGUUCAAUUCAAAAGUGGGGUGUUUAAAAUCCCAUUUGAUUUCCACUGUAUUGGAUAGUUAAAGGUUUUAACUAGAAACUCAAAACAAAUGCAGUACAUGAUUAUAAUUACUGUAGCAUGGUGCAAUCUACAACAAGAACACAACUGACAAGACAAAUAAUUCCUGUUUUUAUAAAGACUAUUUAACUUUCUACAACUUGCAACCAAAACUGUAAUAUAGACUACCUAAAGUUGGAUUUAUUUUUUUCAUUUACCCCACAGCAGAUUAAUCGAAUAGUUGCUUGGAAAUGUUCCCUGCAGUAUUUUUGGACAAGUUGUAAAGGUUUUCAGUCCUGGAUUGUCAAAAUUAAGUGGGAACGUGCUUCUUUUUUUUUGUUUUUUUCUUCAAGGUUUUUAUGUUCCACAUACUUGAGCUUGCUUUUGAAAAAGUUUUAUUUAUUGAUUUCUUUUGGGGGGUUAUUACAGUAGACACACAUUCUCAUCUUCAUGAUCUGAGCAUCCCCUCAGCUUCUUUCUCAAUGUCUGAGUUUUGUUACAAUAUUAACUAUGAUAUCAUUGUUGAUGUACUGUAAAAGCCACAGAUGUAAGUGACAAUGCCUCUUCAUUGUUUUGUGAAUUAGUUUUUUUUAAUGUGACAAAAUCAAGGAACCUUCAAUUUAAAAGAGUACUUGUUGCUUGCUGUCUGACUGGUUAUAUUGUAUGUAUGCAAGAUUAUAGUUAUAUUGUAUGUAUGCAAGGGUGAAUGCAGAAAAGCAUUGCAUUUCAAAAUAAAUAUUGGUGAAAGCUGA